This is a messenger RNA of Cylicocyclus nassatus, 663 nucleotides long. NCBI's taxonomy places the organism in Eukaryota, Metazoa, Nematoda, Chromadorea, Rhabditida, Strongylidae. The record is from the annotation of a GenBank genome assembly.
UUCAUGUUACAUCCGUUUUAAAGACGGAAUACUUGGGUCAGUGUACUGUGCAUGUUUAUAAAUUUGUGAAUUCCGAAUUCUUCAUUUUAAUCAGCAGUCACCGAUGCAAAUCACAGCCAAACUACUAGGCGGAAAAGACGAUGUGGCGACGUUUGAACUGAUGGAACAAGUUCAAGUGCAGCACUUGAAACGGAAAAUUUCGGAAGAGUUCAUUCUCCCAACAGGCUCUUUCAAAGUGCUGAAUGCUGGCAAGCCGCUUCAUGAUGACGAUCUGUUGUUACCUGCAGCUGGUGUAAGAGAUGGUGCCAAGUUGACAGUCGUGCUGAAUCCUAUAGAAUCGUCGGACCUGAGCCCGGAAGAGCAAGCGCAGCUAAAAGUUGUUCUGGGCGAAGCUGCAACACCUCUUAACAUGUUUCGUCUCAGCAAGUGUGUGCAAAAUUACGCGGAUUACAUGUCCCUCGAUGAUCUAGAACGUCUUGCCCGGAAGAGAAGAAGAUAAGUACUGCUUUACUUUUGCUGUUAAUUUGCUUCGGGUGCUAUACCUAGUGAUGUUCCACAAAUUCACUUUAGUGUCAGAUUUUGGAGAGCACGUUUCCUAGCUUAACAACCUGUACCUUUUGAUUUUCUGUAUACUAUCGUUGUUUUCCAUUUACAUUCCCCUGU